Anarrhichthys ocellatus (wolf-eel) is the source of this 1010-nucleotide messenger RNA. It is a transcript of the gene comtb, whose product is annotated as catechol-O-methyltransferase b. Bases 56 to 853 code for a protein of 265 amino acids. Lineage: Eukaryota; Metazoa; Chordata; Actinopteri; Perciformes; Anarhichadidae. Gene Ontology annotation, molecular function: catechol O-methyltransferase activity. The record is from RefSeq and is a predicted model, not a curated record. The transcript is spliced from 6 exons. Gene Ontology annotation, biological process: dopamine metabolic process; developmental process; catecholamine catabolic process.
UCUAGCAGCAGCGAGAGGAGGUGCGAAGAGGACAGGGAGCGCCGCCUGCCCGCACAUGAUGUGGCUGACUCUUCUUUACAGCUGCAGCGGUGGAGCAGCUCUUCUGUAUGCUCUGUACAGAUGGGUGAUCCCCGCCGUUGUGCAGUAUCAUGGAGGACUGGCGCUGAUGUGGCAUGAUGUCAUCGUGGAGAGGAUGCUGGACACCGUGACCCAGUCCACACGUCCUCAGCGGCUCCUGGGUGCAGUACAGAAGAACGCCACUAGAGGGGACCCUUGCAGCGUGAUCCAGGCCAUAGAUCACUUCUGCAGAAACAAGGAGUGGGCCAUGAAUGUGGGGGAUGAGAAAGGCUGCAUUCUCGACUCAGUGGUGUCUGAGGUAAACCCAGCCACGGUGCUGGAGUUGGGAACCUACUGUGGCUACUCCACGGUGCGGAUCGCCAGGCUGCUUCCUCCUAACGCCAAGCUCAUCACUCUUGAAUUCAACCCAGACUUCGCCGCAAUUGCUCGCCAAGUCAUUGCUUGGGCAGGAUUGGAGGAGAAGGUCCAGUUAGUUGAAGGUGCAUCUGGUGACUGGAUCCCCAGAAUGAAGGAGCAGUUCGGGGUGAAAACAUUUGAUUUGGUUUUCCUGGAUCACUGGAAGGACCGUUACCUUCCCGACACAAAACUGAUGGAGGAGUGUGGCCUCCUCAGGAAAGGCAGCGUCCUGCUGGCAGACAACGUCGUCUUCCCCGGUACUCCAGACUACCUGGAAUUUGUCCGGAGCAGCCCGCGAUACGAGAGCCAGUACUUCAAAUCUCACCUGGAGUACACCAAAGUGGAGGACGGCUUGGAGAAAUCCGUCUUCUUAGGGUAGUUUUUCACAAAAAAUGUAAUGUUUUACACAGGUACUAGCAGACCUCUGACCUCUGUUGUCUUGGGUUCACUGAGCAGACUUAAAAUCAGGAGUUAAAUCUGUUUUUCUAAUAGGUCACAGAGUCUACAAACGUGAAAUUAAAAGUAUGUUGAAGGAU